AUGUCUGACUCUUGUUACAACGCACAACUUCUUUUUCUUUUCCUUCAUCAAAAAUCACAAAAUGUUCUACACUUUUUUCGCUGUCCACAUUUCAUCUUUCAAAGUUUCGCGUUUCGUUCUACCAACAUGAUUGCAAAAACAAACUUGUAUCCAGGCACUAAUAACUAUAGCACCUGUUUUAUAUGCCUCGUUCCAAUUCCAAAUUCCAUGCUAAAAUCACAUUUCGUUCUUGGCCGUGCUGAUAAGGAUAACUGCCGCGGUAGAUGAGGUGAUGUUUGUCUAGCUCUUCUUCUUCAUUGAAAAGCUGUGUCACAUUCACGUCUCGGCUUUUUGAUGUUCUCCUACGUGCUUUCAUCGCUCACUGCAAGUUUAAGGGGAAAAACUUACAGCUAGCGGUUCUAAUUAGAAAAAGGCUGAGAAGGCUAUGCAUGGACGAUAGUUCGUAGUAGUGGUGGCCAGAGAAUGCCAUUUGAUACACGAGUAACAAGUGCAAGAGUUUUCUUUUUCAGUUAAACAUACGUUUCAUUUUAUUUAUCAUGAUCAUUUUUUUUUACACCUUAAACUUCUGAUUUUACGUACCCUGACCUUGAACCACGUCCCAACUCACCUGUUUUCAACUGUCCUCAAUUCAUGCUGCGACCAUUCUACCGAGAGUCAUGUACAUCUUCUACCCAAAUCGAAUAUAGAAUGAUGUAUGUGCCUCGCUGGAGGAUUGUGCGCAGUUCUGAAGAGACUACCCGAGAUGAUCAUGCCUGCGAACCCCAUCCGUAACCCGGGCGACUCUUUUGAUCCGACGUAGAUGUUUUUCUAGAACCAAAGAGCACCAUUAAGAGUUGGAACAGCCUCGCACUCUCAAUUCGAAAGUUUUAAGUUUCUUGUAUCCCAUGAUUGUAGAAGUCCUAUAAUUCCUAGUGCUACUACCUCGGACGCGCUCUUGCACCACCUAAACACUUUGCCAGUCGGUAGGCGUAGAAACUAACAGUGCCUAUACGAGGACACGAAGCUUGUCUCGCAGGAAAGGCGCGAAUAUAUUUACUUCUUCCUUUUUUCUGUAGUGCGUUACUGCUAAGUAGGCGUUUCUUUCGUGGGAUUUUGAUGAGUCUACGAGAUACCAAUAAGCUUUUUCUUCUUUCGAGAAGCGGAAACUAUCUGGAAAGUUUGCUGGUUAUUACAUAAAGCAAUUUCACUACCACUGCAAGCCGCGGACCGUAGCAGAAAAGGAACUGCUGACAACACCACAUCCUGACCAGGAGUCCUCAAUCCACAACGACAAAUGUGCCACGAAGGAUUUCUCGUUUAGCAGUUCAUAGCUUGUUCAUCUAAAAGCCGACUAGGCAACAGCAUGGGAAUCAAAAUACUUAAAUCUUCAUCAAACAAGCUACCCCAACAAGAACUUCACAUGGAAAAAAAGUAUAGCCUACAUCUCCUCAACCACCCGGAACAACUCCCG
Amoebophrya sp. A120 is the source of this 1450-nucleotide messenger RNA. Lineage: Eukaryota; Dinophyceae; Syndiniales; Amoebophryaceae. The record is from the annotation of a GenBank genome assembly.